AUGACAACACAAACGAACCCGGCGACAGACCUCCCAGUAUACGGCAACUAUCGCGAUUAUUACUACAAACGACCGCUCGCCAGCGACGCGCGCUUGGCUUUGUUAUCGGCGUAUUCCCCGGACCUGUUCUCUGGUAAACGGGUUCUCGAUGUGGGCUGCAACGAAGGUUGGAUAACAUGUGAGAUUGCCCAGUCUCUCGGGGCGAGCAAAGUCGUGGGGGUUGACGUCGACUCUGCCCUCAUCGAGCGUGCUUGGCAUCGCCGGAGAACCUGCUUUUCCCGUCAGCGCACCUCGGUUACUACCAAAUGCACACCUGAACAAGAAGAGACCCUUCGCAUUCGGCGUAUUGACGCAACCUACUUUCCUGCAUCCUGUGAACAUAUGUUUGGUCCCUUACCGACGCCUCGAUCUACUGCUUCGACAGCCCACGAGUUCCCGCAUAAUAUCUCUUUUCGUGUAGCCGACUGGACGCGUGAACGAAUCCCUGAGGAUGGGGACGGAUAUGAUGUGGUCGUUGCGUUCUCUGUAUCCAAGUGGAUUCACCUCAAUACUGGUGACGACGGCCUCCUAACUUUCUUCCGCAAGGUCCACUCGACGCUUCAACCGGGCGGCAUGUUGAUCCUCGAACCUCAGGACAGGAGCUCGUACCAGAAAGCGGGAAGGAUGCAUGAGAAACUCCGUUCUAUGCUUCAUACGCUUGAACUACGACCUGAGGAUUUCCCGCGAAUCCUGACGGAGAUUGGCUUCAAACCUGUUGAACACCUGACAAUCGGGACGUCAUUCAUUCUGAACGGAGGUUUCGACCGCCCUCUGGAUCUCUACAUCAAGAUAUGACUUGGGCACGCUGGCACGCAAAUCCAAUUCGCAAGAAGCACGCGCUUCUCAUCAGGUCUUCGUUUUCGUUGACACUGGCCCAGCCACGUGACCAGUUACUUCAUCCAUGGAGCUGUCAGCGUUCUCCUCCGUGGCGUCUCGAUCUCAGGGAGGUAUCCGGCUUGUUCGCGAUUUCUUCGAUCUUUUCCGGUGCCGUCGCUCCCCCGUCCUCGACAACAUACACAGCUGUCCCGCCGCAUAAAUUGCUCCGACAAUGUGCAUAUUUGGUGCUCAUUGUGAAAUUUUCGUCGGCGAAGAUACUUGAACAUGCAUUCGAAACAUCGCGGGCUCCUAUGCUGACGCCGGGUUUACUUAUCAGGCCAUCGGGUGGGCCAGAAGCGGACGUCCGAUCGGAGGAAUGGAAUCUGCCCGGUUCGUCGUCACAUCUGGACCACGGCCACGUCACCGCGAUUGCAUUUGGCAGCCAUCUACGGAGUUGCCUUGUAACCGACUCAUUCCUGUCUCCUCUUGUUCGUACGGUUCUGGUCCACGUCCAUAGCGUUGGGUCAUCCUCCGACAUAUACGGCCUACCAUUUCAUCCCACAUUGCAAUGACCGCAUUCGGUGUGUCCCAGAAGGCAAUAGGAAAUUACAUACUG
Messenger RNA from Punctularia strigosozonata HHB-11173 SS5, 1471 nucleotides. RefSeq names its product Bin3-domain-containing protein. The transcript has 5 exons. The record is from RefSeq and is a predicted model, not a curated record. Gene Ontology annotation, biological process: snRNA modification. The coding region runs from base 1 to 834 and encodes 277 amino acids. NCBI's taxonomy places the organism in Eukaryota, Fungi, Basidiomycota, Agaricomycetes, Corticiales, Punctulariaceae. Gene Ontology annotation, molecular function: snRNA binding; RNA methyltransferase activity; O-methyltransferase activity.